UCUGAUCGACCGGUUAGGCUUGCUAGUACCGCUUCUACUGCCUUUCGCCCAUAUACUCGAAGAAAAAUGGAAUAUCAGGCUGGUUGCUUCACUUGUGAGUCUCUCUGUUACUUGCGUGCUUUAUGGGUUUGCUGUGCUGGAGUCGCAAUGCCUCGGCGCAAGUCUCGCUUUCAAGACAUAAUCCCCAUAUUAUUCUCUCUUUUUUCUUUUUUCUUUUUUCUUUUUUUUUUUUUUUUGGUUUUUAAAGCAGAUCUUCCGCUCUGCGGCAUUCAGCUAUUUCCUAUUCCACUUCAUUGUGAUGCGCUUUGCCUUAACUAUUAAGCUCAAUGCUAACAUUACUGUCAGGUGGCGAUUCGGCCCACCAGGUUAAUAUGAUGCGUGCUCCGCCCGCGACUGCCCCAAGAAAGGUUCUGUUAUCUGCUACAACUGCGGUGGUAUGUCAGGAUAUCGCGUCACCAUUGACAGCUGAAAGCCGCGAUUGCAAUGAACCCGCAAAGGAAAAGUCCUGCUACCGCUGCGGCUUGACAGGUCACAUUUCGCGUGACUGCCCUCAGGCAGGCGAAUCCGGAGGCGCCAGAGGUCAAGAAUGCUACAAGUGUGGCCAAGUCGGACAUAUUUCUCGUGAAUGCCCCCAGGGAGGCGAGUCCGGAGAGGCCAGAGGCCAAGAAUGCUACAAAUGUGGCCAAGUCGGUCAUAUUUCCCGUAACUGCGGCCAGUACUCUGGAUACAAUGGUGGUGGCUACAACGCUGGCUCGUACCGCUACGGUAACCGUCCUCUGACUUGCUACUCUUGCGGAGGGUAUGGCCACAGGGCUCGCGACUGUACCCAAGGACAGAAGUGCUACAAUUGUGGUGAGACUGGCCAUGUCUCUCGCGACUGCACCACCGAGGGCAAAGGCGAACGUGUCUGCUACAAAUGCAAGCAGCCCGGUCACGUCCAAGCCGCCUGCCCCAACUAGACCGGCGACAUUUCGGUUCGAAAUCUAGCAUAGGAGCACGUAACAAAUUGAAUCUUGGUCAUGACACGACUCACCCGUCCCCUUAACACAUACUUUUUUCGGACUUACAAGCAACGACCAUAAAAAGCGUGCGUCAUGACCCCCUCACUCUAUCCAACUGAUCGCGGAAACGUUGUAUCUUCCUUUUGCGACAAAAAACAAAACGUCUAUGAAGUCCCUCGCGUGCGCUCCUCCUCGCCGUUCAAAUAUAACUUCUGUGACCCAAGCAUCCUCGGGAAUAGGUAUGGGAGAGUGCUUUUUGAUUGCAGGCGCACAGGCUACUGAGAAGAGGAAAAAAAAAAACCAAAGGUUUCAUGGGGAAUAAAAAGUGAUUGUGCAAACGGUGUUCUUCAAAUGGGAAAUUCAGUUGGGAGACUUGGGGAUCAGUUGUUUGAGAAUUCUACGGAAUCAAAUGAUACCAGAGUCUCGGAUUCCUCUUUUCCAAAUGUCUGCUUGCAUAGU
Messenger RNA from Coccidioides posadasii C735 delta SOWgp, 1460 nucleotides. Lineage: Eukaryota; Fungi; Ascomycota; Eurotiomycetes; Onygenales; Onygenaceae. The record is from RefSeq and is a predicted model, not a curated record.